Molecule: messenger RNA, 102 nt
Organism: Haemonchus placei
Lineage: Eukaryota; Metazoa; Nematoda; Chromadorea; Rhabditida; Trichostrongylidae
Source: the annotation of a GenBank genome assembly
AUGCACUUUGUUGCAGUCAGUUGUCAACAAUUUCUUUUCAAUCUCGCCGAUGAGCUUGGAGAUGCAGGGAAGGCCAUGGAGGUAUAUGCACAUCGACUGUAG